UUCUGUAUCUUGAGGCACUAGAAAUAAUUAGUCAUUAAAUAUUUAAUAACUAAAAUCAUUAUUACCUCAGCUAGUGUACCUGUCAUUAUUGUUAAAUCAAAUAUGGGUUAUAGUCAGAUUAAUAACAAUUAGAUUAUAUUGCGAGAUUUGCUCCUCCUACACUGUGGGCGAGGUUAUUGAUUUCCAAAUGAUUCCUUUUCUUUUUAUUUUUUCACCGUUAGGCUACCUCCACCUACGUCACGGCAAGCGUACCUGAAUAUAUAUUUUCCAUAGACCAUAUUAUUAUUCUGUGUUUCGUGGAAGAAUCCACGACAUAAAUAAUCCCAACCCCUCAUCAUCGCUGACGUGAACGGAGAGGGGAAGAGUCUGGGAGUCAAAAGAUCGGUGGAGCCGUGAGGCGCACUUUAGAAAUGAUGCCGCGGCAUCUAUAAGGUGAGGGAGGGGAGGCUAUUCAGAGUCGUGGACGGCGUGGACUGUGAAAGCAUUCAGCGCAAAAAAGAAAUCAAAAGGGGGGCGUAUGAACUUUCGCCCGAGGUUGUCGAACGCGAAGUUAUUGGCUAGGAUGGCCGAGGAAAUUAGCUCAUCCACUGCGACGACGACAAUAAAGAAGAGAUCGUUGUGGCCUUCCGUUCUUCGUUGGAUCCCAACUUCUACCGAUCACAUCAUCGCCGCCGAGAAGCGUCUUCUCUCUACUAUCAAGACACAAUAUACUCAAGAACAGGUUAAUAUAGGUUCUGGCCCGCCAGGGUCCAAAGUAAGGUGGUUUCGAUCAGUGAGCGAUGAACCCAGAUUUAUCAACACGGUUACUUUUGACAGCAAAGAUGGUUCUCCAACCCUUGUGAUGGUCCAUGGAUAUGGUGCUUCACAAGGUUUUUUCUUCCGAAACUUUGAUGCUAUUGCCAAAUAUUUCAAAGUCCUUGCUAUUGAUCAGCUUGGUUGGGGCGGAUCAAGCAGACCUGAUUUCAAUUGCAAAAGUACUGAAGAAACUGAGGCAUGGUUUGUUGAUUCCUUCGAGGAAUGGCGUAAGGCCAAAAACAUUAGCAAAUUCAUUUUGCUAGGACAUUCUUUUGGAGGAUACAUUGCAGCUAAAUAUGCUCUCAAGCAUCCCGAGCAUAUAAAACACUUGAUUCUGGUGGGACCUGUUGGGUUUACAUCAGAAACGGAACAUAAAUCUGAGUGGCUCACUCGAUUCAGAGCAACAUGGAAAGGAGCUGUUAUAAAUCAUUUGUGGGAGUCUAAUUUUACUCCUCAAAAGAUUAUCAGAGCUUUAGGUCCCUGGGGCCCGGAUUUGGUUCGGAGAUAUACUAGUGCUAGAUUUGGUACACGUUCAACUGGAGACGUUUUGACUGAAGAGGAGUCAAGAUUAAUGACAGAUUAUGUGUACCAUACUGUGGCGGCCAAAGCUAGUGGAGAGCUGUGCUUGAAGUAUAUAUUUUCGUUUGGAGCAUUUGCUCGGAAACCCCUCUUGCACAGUGCAUCGGAAUGGAAAGUGCCUACCACCUUUAUAUACGGUUUCCAGGAUUGGAUGGAUUUCCAAGGGGCACAAGAAGCUCGGAAUCAUAUGAAGGUCCCAUGUGAAAUCAUAAGGGUCCCUCAGGCUGGUCACUUUGUAUUUAUAGACAACCCUACUGGUUUCCAUUCGGCCGUAUUAUACGCUUGCCGCAGGUUUCUCUCACCUGACCCAGAUAAUUAUUCUCUUCCUGAAGGUUUGACUUCUGCCUAAGGGAAAGAGCUUGUGAUGUAAUAUUUGCUUGCAUGUAUGACUCUUCCAUUAUGAGUCAUUGCACUCACAUGGAAGAGCGGUUCAUUUUACAUGAAUGCAACAUUCUUUGAAACGUGAUCCAUAGCAUUAAUCUAUGUGUAUCGUCGUACCUCUAACUAGUGGAUGUGUAUCACUUUGUAUAGAAAUCCAGGUGAUUAUUUUGUUAGCUUGAGUAAUCCUUCAUCUCUUAC
Messenger RNA from Ilex paraguariensis (yerba mate), 1953 nucleotides. The record is from the annotation of a GenBank genome assembly. Lineage: Eukaryota; Viridiplantae; Streptophyta; Magnoliopsida; Aquifoliales; Aquifoliaceae.